UGUCAAAACAGGACUCUUUGUCAACAUUAGCGCUAAUUUUAAAGUUUUGUUUGUAAUUGCGAUGUUUCCUCCCAGCCGACAGAUGGAAACAGUGAACCCACUUCAGCCCCACUCGAGUUUUGGAGCGACACUCACGCGCACCUCGAAGGCAUGCACAUGCAGCUUUUCUCCUGCAUUACAUUUCAACAACAUUUUUGCUGUGGCCAUUAAGACCCCCGUGACAGCGUCAGGUCGUUCGCGUGAUACUACUGGACCGUGACAGGAAAGCCAAAACAAAACAAACAGAAAUCAUGUCGACAGUCUUCUCUUUCCAGACGCAGCUCGUCUCCAUCAUGGAUGCGUUAUCCAAAACAGCUGUAAUGGAAAUAAGCAAACUGGUCGAAAUCGAGUCAAAGAUGCUCAAGAUCGAGAUAACUCGCGGGCGCAACGAAAUUGCCUCGCUUACAGAGAAACUACAGCUGAUGGAGAAGCUGCUUUAUAUGGCACAGGGGGGCAGGCAGGAUGCGACAGAAGUGAGCUUAGUUGGAAGGGACGGUUUAGAAAACGGAGUACUGGAGACUGAAAGGACAAGACUUGAAAUUAAAAGUGAAAUCCCGUGGGAAAGUUUUUCUUCUGAGACUGGCAGUUUGCAUCAAGGUGAAGAGUAUGCUGCAACAGAACUUCCAAACCAACCCAAAGAGCACCCAGAACUGGUAGUGGUGAAAGAGGAGCCAUGUGAGGUGGACAAUGGAAACACUCAACAAGACAGGACAGCUGAAAACAGAAGAGAAACAGUCACAGACGCCCAGAAGGCUCCAAAUGUGAUGCAGCGUCCCAAACACAUUGCAGACCACCAGCAGCCACUGUUUACUGAUAGCUUUGUGCCUCUAAGCUCCCUGCCAUCUUUCAGUGAAACAGUGAGGAGGGAAACGCACUGGAACCCACAGCUUACACCUGCCGACACAACCCUAGAAGUUGGGAAAAGCUUGGCUCAAAAUAUAACCUCCCAAAGCUUAAGUGUGCUCAGAAAUAUGAAGCUUCAUAACUUGAGGAACUCAACCACUAAGAGGUUUGGCUGCUUGCAGUGUGGCAAGAGCUUCAGAUGCUUUAGUCAGCUUGAAAUACACCAGAGAAGCCAUACUGGGGAGAAGCCGUUCAGAUGCACACUAUGCGGAAAGCGAUACGCACAAAAAGGACACCUGUAUACACAUCAGCGUACGCACACUGGGGAGAAGCCGUAUCGUUGUCCUGUUUGUGGAAAGGGCUUUAUUCAGAAAUGCACACUCGAUAUGCAUCAGCGUACACACACUGGAGAAAAACCCUUUGUUUGUAUCAAAUGUGGCAAAGGCUUUACAAAGAACUGCAAUCUGAAAAAACACCUCGCAGUACACCUUGAUCCUACUUCAAAUGUAUAUGGUAGUGACUCCAGUGCACCAAUGUUUAGUGGGACAUUUGUAAAUGGAACCUCUGAAUCGUUUCAAUAUUUCCAAAUACUGAGCCUCGCUGACGAAAUGAUGUGCGACACCACAAACCGCAGUUUUAGGACGCAGCUGGCCGUUAUUCUGGAUAAGCUAACAAAGGCGGCUCUGGUUGAAAUAGGCAACCUGGCUGAUGAGUGCUCCUCCGUCCUUCACACCGAGAUAUCCUUGCAGAAGACGGAGAACGAGGCGCUGAAGAAGAGGUGCUACUCUUUGGAGGUCCAGCUGAGAGCAGCGAGGGGGGCACAGACGUACCCCGAACACGUCAACAACAGCGUCAGUCGCCGGGAUCGGCACCCUGCAGAACAGCACCAACCUGCUCCAGCCAUUGAUGGAGUUUUUGGGAAGGACUGGUGCAUGGACCUGUGGAGAGAAGAGAAGCUGCCCUCUCAAAGAAGAGAACCAGUGGAGACUGCCGCUACAACCAGCAUGGGAGCUGCGGCAAUCAAUAUGAUGGAAAGAGAACCUGAUCUGAUUUUUGUCAAGGAGGAGAUGUUUGAUGAUUAUCCCAUUGGACAGCAGAGGAGGCUCACAGACAACAGAAAAAUUGUUGGGAUGUUUGAAGAGGACAGCAUGCUUCAAAGAUCUGUUGAUGAUCUCCAACUUCACUCGGGGGAAUUGAACAACUUCUCUAUGACGACUGACAGUGAAAUACAGCAACGCGCACAGCCGACAAUUAUGGACAAAUUAAUAGACGAUGCGGCGAUGGGCGCUCUGAUUAACAACACAAAUCCUCCUUCAGUUGCCACAGAAUACUCAGACUAUACGAACAGUAUUCACAUGAACGCAACCAAAGAACUCAACCUUCAGGAAAAACCGGUGAAGCCAACCAAACAGUUUGAGUGUUUAUUUUGUGGAAAAAUAUUCAACUAUUUAAGCAGCCUGAAAGUCCACAUUAGGCGACACUCGGGCGAGAAGCCCUUCAGCUGCCCAGUGUGCGGAAAGAGGUUUGCACAGAAGACGUACCUGAAACUGCACCAACGUGUGCACUCGGGUGAAAAGCCGUACAGCUGUCCAGACUGUGGAAAAAGUUUUUCUCAGAAAAGCUCUUUGAAUAUACAUAUCCGGACACACACGGGUGUAAAGCCUUAUAGCUGUGUGGAUUGUGGGAAAUGUUAUGCGUACAAGUAUGGUUUAAAUCACCACCAGUGUUUUAAUUUGUCGGUCAAACCAGAAGCUUUUGACAGAAGUGCUCUCAGUAUCACCCACAGUUGCUCAUCAUCUGCCAACAUGUCCAUAUAACCCUCAACGUGGUUUAAAAACAUUAUGAAGAUUUGAAAUACUUGUUCUAUUACAAAACCAACUUUAAUGCCCAUGUGGUUAUCAUUACUGCUCAUUCUUUGGCACGCUUUUAGCUUUGUUACAAAUGCAAAUUCAGCAACAGCCAACAACAGUAUGGAAAAUGUGUCCUUUUUUAAAUGAGCCAUUAGACUGAUGGGAUUCAGUUUGACAGGUUGGAGUCCCCAAGACAUUUCACAUCACGCUUAACAAGGAAAUGAUCAAAAAUGAGAGAGAACUUCUGAUCCAUGAUGAAAAAACAAAAAAAGCUUUGCUGGCUUCUCAUCCAUGCACGUGUAACAUGUUUAAAUACCUCAUGUUUCAGACCACAAAAGGCUUGCCCAAGCUGGUGGCAAAAUAAUUACUUUAGGCAGGUUCUCCAUGAUUUGCACAUGUGUAGCAUAAACCUUCAAACUACCUCUUCACAUCAAAAUAGAAGUAGAUUAAAUCAGUUUGUGUCAUGUUUUAUAUUCCACAUAUGCCUAGACUUAUGUUUAGGCAACAUACAUUGUUUCUUUGAAAAAAAUGUUAUUGAUAUUUAAAAAAAAAAUGCUUGUGUUUGUCAUAUAAUAUUUGAAUGAAUUCCAAAAAGUUUCAAGAUUAAGUAGUGUUACUGUUUGAAAUAAAUAUUUAUAUUGUG
Messenger RNA from Maylandia zebra (zebra mbuna), 3375 nucleotides. RefSeq lists its product as uncharacterized. Gene Ontology annotation, biological process: regulation of transcription by RNA polymerase II. The record is from RefSeq and is a predicted model, not a curated record. Gene Ontology annotation, molecular function: RNA polymerase II cis-regulatory region sequence-specific DNA binding; DNA-binding transcription factor activity, RNA polymerase II-specific. Lineage: Eukaryota; Metazoa; Chordata; Actinopteri; Cichliformes; Cichlidae.